CCUUGCUUUGCUGCCACACAAGUCGGGGUAAAUCUGGCAAAACCCAGGUAUUAGAGCUACAUAGACUUUGUUUGUCCUCAAAGGAGUUCAUUACUAACUCUCCAAGCAUUUAUUUGCGGCACAUUCCCAGCACAUUGGCCCAGCUCCAACUCCCUUGUCACGCCAAGGAUUGCCAUGGAUCCAUCUGGUAUUGAACGACCUGAAGAUUUUAAAGACAUUAAAGAAGCUCUGGAGAACAGUGAUGCAGCCUUAGCUGCUGCAAAGAUACAAGAUUAUCUGCAACAGCAUAAUACAAUUCCAUUAAACAUUGCCAUCACAGGAGAGUCAGGCUCCGGUAAAUCUACCUUUGUCAAUGCCUUCAGAGGCCUCAGCAACAAGGAUGAGGGAGCAGCUCCAACUGGUUAUGUUGAAACCACCAUGGAGGCUGCACCAUACCCCCAUCCAAACUACCCAAAUGUUACUCUGUGGGAUCUCCCUGGUAUUGACAGCAGCAGGUUUCCUGCUGCCGAGUACCUGAAGACGUUUGGAUUUGAUAAGUUUGAUUUUUUCAUCAUCAUCUCAUCUGAUCGCUUCCGAGAAAAUGAUGUGAAGCUUGCUCUGGAGAUCCAGAAGCAGAAGAAGAAUUUCUACUUUGUUCGCACCAAGAUUGACAGCAGUUUACAAGAUGAGGAAAGAAUUCAGAGGGACUUCAGUGCAGAGAAAUCUCUUCAACUCAUCAGGCAGAACUGUGUUGAAGGCCUUCAAAGACAAGGUAUGGCGUCGCCUCAGGUCUUCCUGAUCUCCAGUUUUCAUCUCAAUCUGUAUGAUUUCCAACUCUUGGUGGAGACCAUGGAGAGAGAGCUCCCCAGUCACAGGAGGGAUGCUCUGCUGUUUGCCAUUCCCAAGAUCAACCAGGAGAUCUUCAACAAGAAAAAAAAGGCUUUUGAGGCUGAAAUAAAAUACUCUGCAUUAUGGUCUGCACUGACAGCAUCUGUGCCAGUUCCUGGUCUUUCUGUUGCUGUUGAUUUAGGCAUUUUGGUUACUGUCAUUAACAACUACAAGUCUGGGUUUGGUGUUGAUGAAGAGUCACUGCAGAAACUUGCUGACAGUACAAACAAGCCUUUGAGUGAACUACAAGCUGUCAUGACAUCACCUUUUGCUGCUGCCAAUGUAACCACUGAAGUUAUCAUUAAGUUUUUAGCUGUUACUGGAGCGCAGGCUACAUUACUUGCAGCAGAAGAGGGAUCAAGAUAUAUUCCAAUACUUGGUAUCCCUCUGGCAGCAGGGAUUUCCUUUGCAUCAACCUACAGCAUCCUGAAAACCUGCUUGAACAUGGUUACUGAGGAUGCACAGAAUGUGCUGAUUAAGGCUCUGGGCUUGAACACCUCAGAGUGAUAUGAUACAUGACAACACAUACAGCUGUCAGGUCAUGUUGUCAUGGUCCAGUAAAGUUUAAUGGUGUCUGACAGCUUGUAUACUCAUUCAUUUUGCUGAAGCUGUUUUUGAUGUCAAAUUCCCAAUCUCAUCUAAUUUCAUGAUUUACAAGGUCUUCAUGAUAUUAAUAAUUUUUGGAACACAUAUUUCUGGAUGCUGUUAAAUAUAAUUACAUGUUUGUUUUAUGCAGCCAUUUUUGCU
Messenger RNA from Myripristis murdjan (pinecone soldierfish), 1614 nucleotides. RefSeq names its product interferon-inducible GTPase 5-like. NCBI's taxonomy places the organism in Eukaryota, Metazoa, Chordata, Actinopteri, Holocentriformes, Holocentridae. The transcript is spliced from 5 exons. Gene Ontology annotation, cellular component: membrane. The coding region runs from base 175 to 1374 and encodes 399 amino acids. Gene Ontology annotation, molecular function: GTP binding. The record is from RefSeq and is a predicted model, not a curated record.